AUGGAGGGCAAGAGGGAUGGAGGAGGAGGAGGACAGUGGUCCUGCAGGAGCAGCCUCAUAGCCUUGCUCCUCUUCUUCCUCGCUAUCGGAGUCUGUGUAGGCCUGUUGAUCGCGUACCUGGUGCAGGAGGAGCAUUCUUUCAUGGAUACGGUGGAGCUGAAGGGUCUGAAGUAUGAUGCAGCUUUACAGGAUGGGGACUCUGGUUACUCUUUAGUGCUGUCCUCAGUUUUAAAGUCCAAGAUUGACAAUGUCUACACUGCCUCAUCAACAUCACAUCACUAUGUUGGUUGUAAUAUUGUUGCCUAUGGUAACAGUAAUGGUGACGUGAUGGUGACACUCAGAUUGGUCUUCAGGGUCUCCAAGGUGCAGCAGUAUUCAGAUAAUUUCAUUCAGGACUUGCUGAGAGCUGGACUCAGCGCAGUCAUGCACGGGAAGCCGCUAGAGGUGCCAGAAUUUGGAAAGAUCAACGCUAUCAUCUUACUGGGUGCCAGUGGGAAGUCAUUUUAUGCUGUUGGAGACGAGAUUCUAGCCAGGUGUCCUGACAACACUUUCCUUUGUGACAACGGAGAAUGUGUCACCAAAUUAAAUCCAGAGUGUGACUUCAUCCCUGACUGUGCAGAUGGAUCUGAUGAAGCUCGUUGUGCCUGCGGAACACGUCCUGCCAUGGGGAGUCGGGUGGUUGGCGGUGAGGAUGCUCGACAAGGCGAGUUGCCCUGGCAGGUCAGUCUACGCUUCCAUGGACAGCACACGUGCGGAGCCUCCAUCAUCAGUGAACGCUGGCUGGUCAGUGCAGCACACUGCUUUGAGAGGGACAAUGACCCCAGAGAGUGGACGGCCCUGGUCGGAGCCAGACUGGUGAGCGGUGAGGAGUCGGAGACCAGGACGAUCAACAUCAAAUCACUGGUUGUGUCUCCAGACUACAACCCCACGACCACUGACAAUGAUGUAACGGUGCUGGAGCUGGAGACCCCUCUCACCUUCAGCUCUUACAUCCGGCCAGUCUGCCUGCCCUCGCCCUCACACGUCUUCGCUCCAGGACAGACCUGCAUGGUGUCGGGUUGGGGGGCACUGCACCAGUAUAACCCCGCGAUGCCUCCUACACUGCAGAGGGCUGUGGUGAAAAUCAUCGACUCCAAGGUGUGCAACAAGUCGUCCGUGUACAGAGGUGGCGUUACUCACAACAUGAUGUGUGCCGGAUUCCUGCAGGGCAAGGUGGACUCAUGUCAGGGGGACUCUGGGGGGCCUCUGGUGUGUGAGGGGGCCCCGGGCAGGUUCUUCCUGGCUGGGGUGGUGAGCUGGGGUGUGGGCUGUGCCCAGAUCAACAGGCCUGGGGUUUAUUCCCGGGUCACCAGGCUCCGCAACUGGAUUCUAAGCCACACAGACCCCAGCCUGGUCCGUUAUUACUCCCCGAAUGUUCCCACUGUGCCAGUUACUGUGAAAGAUCUGAGCUUCAAUAAUCCAUCAGCACCAGUGACAACAGCCAUGGACGUGUUGUCUCCACUGAUGUCAUCUGUGUCAAACUGCAGUGGAAACUUCCGGUGUAGCGCCACCUCCUGCAUCAACAAGGUAAACCCGGAGUGUGAUGGAGUCACUGACUGUCCCAACCAGGCAGACGAGAGAAACUGUGUCUGUGGUGUGCGUCCUGCGUUGGGCUCCCAAAGGAUUGUGGGUGGAGUGACAGCUCGAAGAGGGGAGUGGCCUUGGAUUGGUAGUCUUCAGUACCAGAGGCUUCACCGCUGUGGCGCCACACUCAUUCAGAGUAAAUGGAUACUGACUGCAGCGCACUGCAUCAAAAGUGACCCUAGUCCCAGUAACUGGGCUGUGAGCCUGGGAUCUGUGCUGCGCUCUGGGAUAGGAGCCCUGGUCAUCCCCAUCCAGAGGGUCAUCAUUCACCCAGCUUUCAAUGGCACCAACAUGGAUUAUGACGUGGCUCUGUUGGAGCUGGCGGUGCCGGCCCCUGUGUCCUACACCAUCCAGUCCGUCUGUCUCCCCUCACCAGUGCACCUCUUCCUGGCCGAUGCAGAGUGCUACAUCGCAGGCUGGGGAUCCAUGAGGGAAGGAGGUUCAUUGACCAACCUGCUGCAGAAAGCUGCAGUGAAAAUCAUCGAGCAGGCGGACUGCCAGCAGUCGUACGGAAACGUGUUGACUCCGAACAUGAUGUGCGCUGGUUACAUGGAGGGAGGCAGGGACACCUGUUUGGGAGACUCUGGAGGGCCCCUGACCUGUCGUAAGCCCUCUGGCCAGUGGUUUGUUGCUGGAGUGACCAGCUGGGGACAUGGAUGUGGGCGAAUAGGUUUUCCAGGGGUUUACACCAGAGUGACGUCAGUCAGGAAAUGGAUAUCGACAUACAUGCCUUUCUGA
Molecule: messenger RNA, 2361 nt
Organism: Hippoglossus stenolepis (Pacific halibut)
Lineage: Eukaryota; Metazoa; Chordata; Actinopteri; Pleuronectiformes; Pleuronectidae
Gene: tmprss9
Product: transmembrane serine protease 9
Exons: 15
Coding region: 1-2361 (786 amino acids)
Biological process (GO): proteolysis
Molecular function (GO): protein binding; serine-type endopeptidase activity
Source: RefSeq, a predicted model, not a curated record